Molecule: messenger RNA, 4428 nt
Organism: Doryrhamphus excisus (bluestripe pipefish)
Lineage: Eukaryota; Metazoa; Chordata; Actinopteri; Syngnathiformes; Syngnathidae
Source: RefSeq, a predicted model, not a curated record
UAUUAAUUCAAAAUGUUAUCAUUUCUUUUGUCAUAUUAUUCACCCAGUACCACUAACCGCUAACGUACCACCGGCAGCUUGUGUGCCACAGCUUGAGGAACCCGUCCGGCGGGAGUUUGCCCCCAGGGAGCCUGCCGGCCGAGCUACGGCACUGCUAGCAGCCUCCCCGUGUGGGUGUGUGGGGGGGGGGUCUUGUGUUCCUCCCCGUCUUUGUCCGCCCCCUCCCUCUCUCCGUGUCUUCCGUCGACUGUGAGGACAAGCGCGGUGAUCGAGGGAGGGGGCCGUGCCGUUCGGGACCGGGGUCCUUACGGGAGCGGCGUCGGGCGGAGAGGGACGCCGAUGUCGAGCCGCCGUCCGAUGGAGGAGGACACGAUGGAAGCGUGGCUGGACGAUCACCUCCACUUCACUCGCUCCUACUUUGUGAGGAAGGCGUCAAGGGAGAUGGUGAACGCGUGGUUCGCCGAACACGUCCACGGCAUCAAAGCGGCCGCCUCCAAAGACGGCCCCCCCACUUGGGACAAUCUGGCAACGAUGUCGGCGGCCACCAGCCAGCCCCCAGCUACGCCGCCACGCAAAAUCUCCGCCUCAGAGUUCGACCGCCCGCUCCCGCCCAUCGUGGUUAAAGACUCCGAGGGCUCGGUGACGUUCCUGAGUGACACCGACCGCCCGAGUGCGCCGAGUGCGCCCUCUCCGCUUGGGGACGCCGAAGAUGGGGGCGGUGGACGGGCGGCGGCGGAUCCUUGCGCUCGCCUGCUGGGGCUGGUGAAGGACGUUGCCAGCCAUCUGGACGUGACAGCACUCUGCCACAAGAUCUUCCUGCACAUCAACCAACUCAUCGCCGCGGACCGCUACUCGCUCUUUCUGGUGGGCGAAGACAGCUCCAACAGCAAGUUUUUAGUCAGCCGCCUGUUCGACGUGGCCGAGGGUUCCACGCUGGAACAAUCUUCCAGCAGCUGCAUCCGACUGGAGUGGAACAAAGGCAUAGUGGGACACGUCGCAGCCACGGGACAGCUGCUCAACAUCAGGAACGCGUACCAGGACCCUCGAUUUAACGCAGAGGUGGACAUGAUCACUGGUUACAAGACGCAAAGUAUUCUUUGUCUGCCCAUCAAGAACCACAAAGACCAGGUUGUUGGAGUGGCCCAAGCUAUUAAUAAGAAACACGGAGAAGACGGAGCCUUCAGCAAACAAGAUGAAAAGGACUUUUCUGCUUACCUGGCCUUUUCAGGCAUUGUGCUACACAACGCACAACUCUACGAGACAUCGCAGCUGGAAAACAGACGCAAUCAGGUUCUGCUGGAGCUCGCCAGUCUUCUGUUUGAGGAGCAGCAGAGUGUGGAGGUUCUUCUCAGGAGGUUUGCUGGAACCAUCUUGUCCUUCAUGAUGGCCCAGUCUUGUACGGUCUUCAUCGCUGACGACGACUCCACUCAGAACUCCUUUUCCAGCGUCUUUCACAUGGACUGUGAGGAGCUAGGUCCGAUUCCCAAUGCUCCCAAAAGCGAUAGCGUGAGCCAGAGGAACUACAUGUACGCUCAGUAUGUCAAGGACACCAUGCGGCCCCUCAACAUCGCCGAUGUUGGCCAAGAUCAACGCUUCCCCUUGACGCGUGAACCUCAACCAGGCAGACCAACCAAAAGUUUGCUCUGCACUCCCAUCAAAAACGGCAAAAAGGACAAAGUCAUCGGCGUCUGCCAGUUGGUCAACAAGGCGGACGAAGCGUCGGGGAGCAUCAAGACCUUCAACAGGAACGAUGAGCAGUUCUUGGAGGCCUUCGCCGUCUUUUGUGGUCUCGCCAUCCAGAACACGCAAAUGUACGAGACGGUGGAGAGGGCCAUGGCUCAGCAGCAGGUCACCUUGGAGGUUCUUUCAUAUCACGCUUCUGCUGCUUUGGAGGAGUCCCAGGAACUCCAGGCAGCCGCCGUCCCGUCGGCGCAGUCGUUGCGUCUGUUGGACUUCAGCUUCAGUGACUUUGAGUUGACGGACGCUGAAACAGCUUUGGGGACGCUUCGCAUGUUCACGGACCUCAACCUGGUCCAGACCUUCCAGAUGAAGCACAUGAGUUUGUGCCGGUGGGUCCUGAGUGUGAAGAAGAACUACAGGAAGAACAUCGCCUACCACAACUGGAGGCACGCUUUCAACACGGCACAGUGCAUGUUCGCGCUCUUCAGAUCAGGCGGCCUGCAGAACAAUCUGAGGGAUUUGGAGGUUUUGGCUCUGAUGAUCGCCACCUUGUGCCACGACUUGGACCACAGAGGAGUGAACAACGCAUACAUCCAGAGGAGCGACCAUCCGCUGGCUCAUCUCUACUGCCACUCCACCAUGGAACAUCACCACUUUGACCAGUGCCUCAUGAUCCUCAACAGCCCAGGUAACCAGAUCCUGAGUAGUCUCUCUCUGGAAGAGUACAAAAGUACUCUAAAGAUGAUCGAGAUGGCCAUACUCUCUACUGACCUGGCCCUCUACGUCAAGAGGCGUGAAGAGUUCUUUGAGUUGACUAAAACCAAGCAGUUUGUGUGGGAGGAUGAACGUCACAGAGACUUACUGAGGUCAAUGCUGAUGACUGCCUGCGACAUAUCGGCCAUCACCAAGCCGUGGCCCGUGCAGAAGAAGGUUGCGGAGCUGGUGGCGACCGAGUUCUUUGAACAAGGAGAUAAGGAAAGACGAGAGCUGAAUAUUGAGCCCAGCGACCUCAUGAAUCGGGAGAAACGAGACAAGAUUCCCAGCAUGCAAGUUUCCUUCAUUGACGCCAUCUGCACUCCGUUAUAUCAGACGUUGGCCACAAUGUCAGAGUACUGUUCUCCUUUGCUGGAGGGUUGCCAGACCAACCGUCGGCACUGGAAGCGUUUGGCCCAAGAGUGUGACGAAGACGACCAAAAGAGCCUGGUUUGACCUUUGGUUUGACCUUCAACAACAUGCAGCUUUUCCAGGUCCUUCCUGCUUUUUGGUAGUUGAACUAUUUUGUAAAGGUGGCCAGCAAAGCAAAAAAUAAAAGUCCUAAGUUGAAGAAGGUGGUGCUGGUGGUGAAGAAGGAAGGCGGCCACCACCUCGGGGUGGGACUCACAAAGUAACGCAAGGCAGUGGUGAUAUUUUCAUAAUCGUUCCUUCAUAACAUUCACUAUUUUUCCUUGGAAACUUGACAAUGUUUAUGUACCGUAUUUCCCUCACCGUAAGGCACGCUUCUCAAAAGUCGAUGUUGCAGCUUAUAAUCCGGUGUUCCCUGUGUGUGCAGAGUUCCCAAAUCAAAUGUAUUGGGAGCUUGUCAUCAUUCCGGGACGAUAAACGAUAAAUAAAAUUGGUGUAAACGAUGUGAAGUGAAGAUGCGAGCAGAGUGCGAGCGAUGGAUGAAAGGCGGCGGCGGGCGAGUUAGUCCACCGUAUAGGAAUGGAUGGUGGACGCUUGAUGAUUGGUCGGAGGCCCAGGUGUCAGUCGGAGGCUGACACCGACGAUGAUGAGGGGCAACCCGCCAUGUUUGAUGGUGAAAUUGCCCAGCUGUUCAAUUCAGAUACAGAAGAUGAGAAUUUGUGUUUGGUUAAAUAGUAAAAUAAAGGAAAUUGUUUGGGGUACUGUUUGGGGUACUGCGUGGGGGUUGGUACGUACAUCCAGUAAUUCUAUCCAGUAAUUCACCACAGAUCUAUUAUUAUCUAUUAUUAAGUUCAGGCUGUUUCCACCACAAUGGUUCAGGUAGUAAGAGGAACCACUUUUUGAGGUUUUUGGACUCUCUGCUCCUUUUGUACUGGCUAAGUACAAAAAUACACAACGUAAUUGGGACUGCGUGUUAUAAUCCGUUGUGCCUUAUGGUGCGGAAAAUACGGUACUUAAAAUUGUACACGUCUAUGACAGAAUUUUCCUGUCUAGUUCAAUUUUCUGUGUAAAACCUUAUGACUUAGUCCAUGUUUUUAUGCUGUCACAAUACGGCUUUAUUCUCAGAAUAUUUUUCAUAAACUUACAACCUUUGUCUAGUAAAUGUACAGGUUUGGGGGGAUUGUUUUUAAAUAUUACAACCAAUUUUGUAAAAAAAAAAAAAAAAAAAGGUUUUUGUCAUCAUAUUGUGACUUUUUUCAUGAAUAUCUUUUUGUCAUGUUGACAUUUUCUCCAAAUGUAUUCUUUCAUUUACAUUAAGAGUAUUUUCCACAUGACCACUUGAACAUUUUUUUACAAUCAUUUAAAGGCACAAGCAGUCGUACAGGCUCCCAAAUUCCAAAUUGUGUUUGGGUUUCAGGUUUUCAUAUGAUAUAUUCUAACGUUUUGUAAUGUACCUGUAAUAUGGCUUACUUGGUACAAAUGUUACUUCAUGUCAUCAGUCAGAAAGUCAACGAUAAAACAGAACUAUGUUGAGUACACAAGCUGUUUAUUUCUUUCUUUUUGUUGUUGCACCAAGUGGCUUUGAAGUCAUCGCCAAACAAGUCAUUAAAUGUUUGGGUUUUUUAA